Sorex araneus (European shrew) is the source of this 750-nucleotide messenger RNA. It is a transcript of the gene TPD52L3, whose product is annotated as TPD52 like 3. The transcript has a single exon. Gene Ontology annotation, cellular component: cytoplasm. The coding region runs from base 1 to 750 and encodes 249 amino acids. Lineage: Eukaryota; Metazoa; Chordata; Mammalia; Eulipotyphla; Soricidae. The record is from RefSeq and is a predicted model, not a curated record.
AUGGACCCACCCAGCCUAGAGCAGCAUCCCACAGGGCAAGAGCCUGACCGUGCACCCUCUGGGCAAGAGUCCAACCCCGCAGGCUUAGACUUCAACUCUGCUAGCCAAGAUCUUGUCACCACCAGUUAUGACUUCGACUCUUUCUACCAAGAAUUGGACCUGGACUCGCUCAACGAAGAUCUGGCCCAGUCACUGCCAGGUGCCCUGACCCAGAAUCCUGCUGACGUCUUUGAAUCCCACCCAACAGCCGGACAAGAGGUACUCACCGAAGCCCAGCAAAAGGAACUCAAAGCAGAGCUCACUAAAUUGGAGGCGGAAAUUGUAGCCCUGCGCUGCAGGUUGGCAGCUAAGGAGAGACGGUGCGUGGAGCUCAAGAAGCAGCUGGGCCACACGGCUUUGGUGGGGCUGAAACAGAAUCUGUCCAAGAGCUGGCAAGACGUUCAGGUGUCCAACGCCUACGUGAAACAAAAAACGUCAGCUGCCCUGUCCUUGAUGGGCACUGCCAUCUGCAGAAAACUUGGAGACAUGAAGAAGUCAGCCACGUAUAGAUCUUUCGAAGGUUUGAUGGGGACAUUCAAGUCCAGGGUCACAGGUGGCAGAGAGUUUGGCAAUGACUGCCUUUCUUCUGCAGGGAGGGGAAAUGACCCUCUCCCGCCUUCAGGGAAUGGGAAUGAUGCCACCCCAGGCAGAGGAGAUAAUCAGCCUCCGCAGAACAAGGAUGACCUCCUCCCCUGUCUGGAUCCCGAAUGA